CUGUCUGCAUCGAGCAGCAGCAAAGAAGCUGAGGAAUUAAAGUAAGGUUACCUUAAUUAACGAUUUCUCAAGAUUUCUCCUCCUCUGAUAUCUGCAUCGAGCAGCUGGAGAGAAGCUGAGGAAUUAAAAUCAUCCCCGUUAUGGCAAUGACAAAUGCUAGUACUGCAACUUUGAUUGUCCCUCAGCUUCUAAAAAGGGGCAAUUAUAAGAGUUGGAACAUUUUCAUGGAAGACUAUUUGAUUUCUCAAGAGCUUUGGGAUGGUAUUAUUGUUCCAUUCAGCGCCGAUCAACAGCUGCUUAGCGAAUCUGAGUGGAGAAAAAGGAAUGCUGCCGCUCUGAAUGCCAUUAAGAUUUCAUGUGGACUAGAAAGUUUUGUUCGUAUAAAGUAUACCCGUUCAGCAAAAGAUGCUUUGGGCAUGUUAGCCGAAAUGCAUAAAACGGAACCUGAAAUUGAUGAAAGCACUCUAAAGGCAAGCAAUCCUCCGCUUUGGGUGGCAACUACGAUCGUCCCCGAACUUCUAGAAAGAGGCAAUUAUGAGAGGUGGAGCAUUUUCAUGAAGAACUACUUAGUUUCGCAAGAACUUUGGGUGGUUACUCAACGCAGGUUAAGGCCUCAUGGAGUUUCCAAAGGGGAGUGGAGAAAGAAGAAUGCUGCCGCUCUGCAUGCAAUUCAGAUUUCAUGCGGAGCAGAAAAUUUUAAUCACAUAAAGAAGAUCUGUCAGGCAGAAGAAGCCUGGUAUAAGUUGGAAAGAAUAGCUAUUGAAGAAGAAAUAUCAAAAGUAAAUAAUUCAGAACAUAAAGAAGAAGAGAAAGAAGAAGAAAAAUCUCUGAAGAUUACUACUGAACUUCUAGAAAGAGGCAACUAUAAGUGGUGGAGUAUGUUCAUGGAAAACUACUUAGUUUCUCAAGAUCUUUGGGUAGUUAUUCAACACUCGGUCAAGCCUAAUGGAAUUUCUAAAAGGGAGUGGAAAAAAAAGAAUGUUGCCGCUCUACAUGCAAUUGAGAUUUCAUGUGGAGAAGAAAAUCUUAAUCAGAUAAAGAAGAUCCGUUCGGCAAUAGAAGCUUGGAAUAAGUUGAAAAGAAUAAAUAUUGAAGAAGAGAAAUCAGAAACAGACAAUUCAGAACAUGAAGAAGAGGAAGAGGAAGAAGAAGAAGAAGAUGAAGAAGAAGAAGAAGAAGAAGAAGAAACUCCAAAGAUUAAUUCUACAAGUAUGAUUGUCCCUGAACUUCUAGCAAGUGACAAUUAUAAGAGAUGGAGCAUCUGUAUGAAAAGCUAUUUAGUUUCCCACGACCUUUGGGAUGCUGUUGUAUACAGUUGGGCGCCAGCUGGAGUUGAUACAAAGGAGUGGAUUAAAAAGGAUGCCACCGCUCUGCAUGCAAUUCAGAUUUCAUGUAGACCAAAAAAAUUUGAUGAAAUUGAGAAGAUCACUUCCGCUAAAACUGCUUGGAAUACCUUGAAGCAAAAACAUAAAGAAAAGCAUCCAGAAGAUAUUCCUUUCCCUGAUUUUCUUCAUUCAAUGGCAGUUCUAGGUUUGCCACCUCUUAUUCUCUAUCAUCAUUUUUUUUUUUUUUUGCAGUGUGUUUUGGAUUCUACUACGAUAGUUUUUUCUGUUAUAGACUUAGUGCCCUUAAGGUGCAAUUAAUACUUUUUUUUUUAAUUUUAAUUUUUCGUAUUAAAAGUAACUUCAAGGCCAUCUUUGGUUAAGGUGGGAAACUUUUCCUCUUAUUCUCUCCUUGUAUUUUUUAGGGCUAAUUUAGUAUGUUUGGUUAGGGUGGAAACUUGUGUCUGUCUUUUCUCUUGACAUAGAGUCAUUAUACAUGCCCUUUAUUUCU
Molecule: messenger RNA, 1833 nt
Organism: Rubroshorea leprosula
Lineage: Eukaryota; Viridiplantae; Streptophyta; Magnoliopsida; Malvales; Dipterocarpaceae
Source: the annotation of a GenBank genome assembly